Oncorhynchus keta (chum salmon) is the source of this 6996-nucleotide messenger RNA. Its product is annotated as acyl-coenzyme A thioesterase 1-like. Bases 225 to 1628 code for a protein of 467 amino acids. NCBI's taxonomy places the organism in Eukaryota, Metazoa, Chordata, Actinopteri, Salmoniformes, Salmonidae. Gene Ontology annotation, biological process: fatty acid metabolic process; acyl-CoA metabolic process. The transcript has 5 exons. The record is from RefSeq and is a predicted model, not a curated record. Gene Ontology annotation, molecular function: fatty acyl-CoA hydrolase activity.
GACAGUAUGCUGUGGCUACAGCUUUUGUCAAAUUAACGUCAAAAGUGCGUAUUAGCUAACCCUUAACUAUAUUCCUAACCUGCUAUGUUAAUUCUCAUAACCUACGAAAAGUGAACUAUGACAAAAGCUGUAUCCAUCUAGUCAAAACCGAGUGGAAAUUUCAACCGGAUGCUUCAGAUUUAUACAUCCGGUGAAACAUCUGGCUACUUGUUCUAUCUGUGGCCAUGUUGCACCAACGGGCUUACGGUGAAGUUAUCUCGAAAAUAUGGUUUACACGGUUUCAAACAACACUGAGGUCGAGUUCGCAACAGGUUUGCGUCCGGCUUCUCCCCAGCCCUCGCUGUUUCUUCGACGAACCGGUGCACGUGAAGGUAGAUGGACUUUCUCCCCACCAGAAAGUAGAGUUGAGGUCCAAACUCAAGGACGAUAAAGGGGUCAUCUUCAGAGCUUCCGCUCUGGUCGCUGCAGAUGCUAGCGGACAGGUGGACCUGUGUCGCUCUCCUUCUCUGGGCGGCAGCUACACGGGAGUUGAAUCCAUGGGCUUGUUUUGGGCCAUGGUGGCCGAGACUCCACACAGCAAACUGUUAAAAAAAAAUGUUUUGGGUUCAAUGAUGGUUGACAUAGAAGUGCUACAUGGGGACACAGGUGAGCUCUUGGCCACAGAGACCAACGAGAGGCGGUUCAUGACGGAAGGGGUAAGGAGAAUACCGUUGGGCAUGAAUGAAGGGAGAAUACGGGGAGUCCUCUUUCUACCACCCGGGCAGGGUCCAUUCCCCGGUGUACUGGAUGUGUAUACUCUGGGUGGAGGUAUAUCAGAGGUCCGGGCCAGUCUGCUGGCUAACAAAGGCUUUGUGGUUCUGGCUCUGGCCUACUAUGGCUUCCAGGACCUGCCCAGAACCGUGCCCAAAUACUUUGACCUGGAGUACUUUGAAGAGGCUGUCACUUUCCUGAGGCAACAGCCACAGGUACAGGGUCCAGGAAUAGGAAUCCUGUCCAUCUCGAAGAGUGGGGAUCUUGCUCUGUCCAUGGCCUCUUUUCUCUCUGGCAUCUCAGCCACAGCCUGGAUCAACGGCAGCAACGCUAAUACUGUGGUGCCACUCCACUACAAAGACCUCAUCAUCCCUUCCAUCACGCCUAUUGUUGAGAACGUCACCUUCUCCCCGUCCGGCAUCCUUGACAUCCGAGACGCCUUACCGGACCCAGAGACUGAGGUGAACCGCGGUUCCGUGAUCCCAAUAGAGCGUUCCAGUUCUAGGUUCCUCUUCGCCGCCUCUGAGGACGACAGGAACUGGAACAGCUGUCUCUUCGCCCAACAGGCCGCCGCCCGGCUGAGGCAUCAUGGGAAAGCGAACUUUGAGGUGGUGAUGUACCCCAGGGUGGGGCAUUUUCUGGAAGUACCCUACAUGCCCCACUGCCCGUCUGGCUUCCAUCCCGCGGUUGGUCAAGUGGUGGUGUUUGGGGGAGAGGCUAAAGCCCACCAUCAGGCUCAGCUGGAUCUGUGGAGGAGGGUCCAGGAGUUCUUCAGGAAACACCUGGAGGGGAACAACACUGGUGAAAAAGCUACGUUAUAUACUAGAGGGACCAGUUGCGCUCUGAGACGGCUGAUGUUGGUGGGAUUUGGAGGAUGAUGGAGGCAACAGGGGAAAUAGCCUCAGUUCCACAAAGUCCCUUCCACCAGGUGGCUGAUGAGAUAUGUUGGCCCGACUGCCAUAUUGCAUCUCCAUCCCAAAUCCCUUGCUUGGAUCUGCUUCGCCAGACUGCCAAGAACCUUGCCCUCAUCAAGCCAAGGUGGCGAGAUGCGUUAGUGAUGGCACCAUAGGCCUUGUUGAUCUCUGCACCAGACAGGAUGCUCUUGCCAGCAUACUUGGGGUCCAACAUGUACGCUGCGGCACGUGUGGGCUUCAGGCAUAACUGCAGUUUCCUCUGCUUGGAGCAACAGUGAAGUGGGCAGGGCAGUAUGGAUUUGUUCUCUUACAUCUGCAAGUAGUCUGAACAUCAGAACAUCAAUCCGUGCAAUGGCUACUGCUAUAGGUUUCAGGAGUUUUAGGCUGAUUAACAGUCUCUCCCAAAAUACAUCAUCCAGGAGGAUCCUCUUGAUGGGGUUGUCCAUAUUGGCAAACUGCGGUAUGGCCAUUUCUUGGAGAGACUGCUUCCCCUCCAGGAGACUGUCAAACAUGUAGACAACACCACCACAAUGGGUGUUUCAUUGCAGCUUCAAUGUUGUGCUCUUAUUCUUCUGCUGCUCUAACUUGCUGACCUUUCACAUACCUAACCAUUUCCUUGGCACUCUUGUAGAGUUUCUGUUGUUUUCGGUGCCAUGAUGUCCCUGAGGAGCAGAUUCAAUGCAUGAGCAGCACAGACAAUGGGUGUUCAUGUUCCCAGCAUUGUCUGUCACCAGUGGAAAUGCCUCCAGUGGUCCAAGGUCAUUGACUGCCUUCAGCUCAUCUGCAAUCUAGAGACUGGUGUGUCUGUUGUCCCGUGUAUCUGUGCUCUUGUAGAAUACUGGCUGAGGGGUGGAGAUGAUGUAGUUAAUUAUUCCUUGCCCACGAACAUUCAACCCCAUCCGAGAUGAUUGCAAUAGUCUGCUUUCUCUAUGAUUUGCUUGACCUUCAUUUGAACUCUGUUGAACUCUGCAUCCAGCAAAUGAGUAGAUAAAGCAUGUCUGGUUGGAGGGGUGUAUGCUGGGUGAAGAACAUUCAGAAAUCUCUUCCAAUACACAUUGCCUGUGAGCAUCAGAGGUGAACCAGUUGCAUACACAGCUCGAGCAAGACAUUCAUCAGCAUUUCUAUGACUACGUUCCUCCAUUGAGUCAAACUUCUGAUUCCAGGAGGACCAUGAGCUGUUGCUAUCGAUAAGGAGUCUGAUUCAUAAGUUUCACCUCAAAUAGAAGUAGAGGUACUUUUGUCAGAGGUUGCUUGUUGUGAGUGCUGAGGGAACUUUAUGCACUUGGCCAGAUGAUUCUGCAUAUUUGUUGCAUUCUUCACACAUGAUUUGGCACAGUAUUUGCAAAUGUACAGAAGGCUGUUUAGAAGUGUGCAAGAUCUUGAGAAUCAGUUGUACAUGUGAUGGAAGAAUGCACUGUGCAUGCAGAGGGUUGCAAUUCCAUUGAAUUAGGGAUAGUUUCACCAAAAUAUGCCACAAGACCUAGAAUUGCCUUAUGUGUAUCCCACAAAAAAGUUCACUGUUAUAAGCUAACUUUGUUUGAUGAAUUUAAGCAAAAUUCCCCAAAUUCCCGGGCUUAACUUCCCAUGGAAAAUUCCCGACCCUUUGCAACCCUAGGUAUGUGUCAUCUUAAUUCACAAACACUAACAGAUACUGAGGAGAGAGUUUCUGUUAUUUGUGUGAAAUAUUUCUAUUCUGGGAUAGUUGUUCACUGAAAUGCUAUCAUUAGUUGCUUAUGCUAUUACAAUAUAAAUAAGUGUCUUCUGCUCUCCGUUAUAAUGUUAGGUCAAAUUCACAGGGUAAAGUAGAGGAUUAGCCAAUCAAUGGCUAAAGACCACCCACUUGCCUUGAUUUACAUAUCCCUUUUAUUUUGAACAAGACCAUGAAAUUAUGAAAUGGAUCAUGUGAUACAGCGCCAUUAAUGAAGUGAUAAACGUUAUAAUGAAAAAUUAAAGUGGGAAAUACAAUGUGUCAUUAUGAAAUAAAAUAUGGUAACAUUUAUAGAAAAGUGACACUGAAAUCAGAUGUCAUAAUAAUCCAUCCAAUAGUUUCCAAAAGCACAUGCUCAUUAUUUUUCAACCAGGAUUAUAGUAUGUAGCGAGUCUUUGACAAUGACUAUUAUUCAUUAUUCAAACUUUUUAAUUAAAACAUUUGUGUCAAUCUCUCCUCCUGUUUUUAACAUUAUAAGCAGAUGUAUCGUGCACACCAGAAUUUAUUGGCUGGUAAAUAAUUUGGGGGGGGAUUUUGACCUAAGGCCUUGACUUUAUCCUAAUGAGUACUUCACAGUAUGCAAAUGGUCGCCACUACCGUCUAUCAAAUAGUAACAUGCAGUUAACCUAUAUUUGUGUGUGAGUAAGCAAUAAUCAUCUCUGGGGUUGGCAGCUGUCUCCUUCCAGCUUUAGCCUCCUGUUGCAAUUGUUACUUGAAGUUAGAUUUAGACCACAAAUAACACAUGACUUUUUUUUAAACACAGGUGCCUUUCUAUUUUAUCUGUCAUUGCAAAGUUACACAGAAUGUGCUCAGGAAGAGGGGGGUGGGGGGUUUGUUUAUCCUAUGUGAUUGUGCCUCAACUUUUCAUGAAAAAACACAUGCUCCCGUACUGUAGAGUGUAGACAUACCUCGUCCUUUGAUGUAAAGAAAUGAUGCUAGCAAAAUGUAUAUUCUAUUUAUACACAGAACACUCUCCCUCAGUUAAAAAGACAUGGCAAAGUGGUUCUUUAAAAGUGUUUCAGUUUGAUUUACUGGUACUGUAAGGUCAGCUUUGAUACUUUUAAUAUAGGUUUCUGUUAAACCAGCAUUAUGUACCCCAUGUCAUCAAUACAUUAUGGACUGUAUUCAUGAAGGACUCUUAUCAACCCCCAAGGGAAAUAAUCUCUGUGGAAUACCUCAAAAGACAAAAAUAGAUGAUGUUAGUGUGCUACUCUAUGGCUUGCUCUGGUAAAGCAGUGAAAAAAAAUAAGCUAAACAUGGAGAGAGACUUUUCCAAUGUGGUUUUCUGUGAAGAAGUAAACAUCAUCCUAGAUGAAGUGGGUGACAGAGACCAUCUGGUUGCCUGAGUCAUAGCUAUGCCGUCUGCUUUAGGAACAAACAAUCCCUUAGCAGAGAAUACAAUGCAUUGUCAUUGCAUUACGCUACUAUGACAUCUGGCGCUAAAAUAUGACCAGUGGCAAGGAGAUGGCGUUCACACACAACUCACUCACUGUGCGAUCAAUCAUCCAUUGUGUUUCAAAACUCAUGGAAAUAACUGUAAAUAAAUACUAUGGUAGUCAUUAACCCAAUCAGAGUUGAAUUCUCCCUCUACUUUAGUCUGUGGCACAAAUGAGUCUGACCUCAGUAAAUGCUCUUCUAUAUCCUACUGUGGUGGUGGGUGUACCUUUCUGUCUGUAUCACUAGUGAUGAUCUGGUACUCCUCAGCUGUUUCUGCUGUUUCUAUUUGUUUCACUAUUUCACUGUUUCACUGUUAGUAUUUGAUUAUAUUUGUUAAACUAUUAGUCCUUUCUUCAUAUCAAUAGCAUUGUAACCAGAUUCUGUUAUGAAUAAACAUGAGGUUUUUGAAAACGUUGUUUAUCUGGUAGGCCCUAACACAGUGCAGUGGUUUCAUGCCCACUAAUUACCUUCUACGGCAUAAAGGUAUCUAUAAUAAAAUCAUUUGGUGGGUGCUUAUUGUCCUAUUUCAUGCAUGUACAAGUGUGUAUUAAUAUUCAUGUGUGAAUUGGAAAUGUGUAUUUUUGCAUAUCCCAACCCUCCUUGAGACACCGUCGGAAAGUGGGGUCACGGCCAGGGUUUGCCAUUAUCAACGCUGACCCUAUAUGUACUUUGUAAUGCUCAUGGUUCUUUAUCUCCAUCAUUGUUGUUUAUCUUUAUCUCCAUGGUGCUUUAUCUUCUUCUCCCUCCCCUACAGCCUCUUUCCAGGCUGAAAGAAAACAACACAAAAAGUCAAUGACUGGGAGAAAUACAAACAUGAAUGCGUGACGGUGUUUUUCUUUCAUCCGAGUUAAAAAUGUUACAACUGUCGUUGCCCAACUAAAUCACCACCAGAGGAGGGAACAGAGGAAUGUAUUUGAAUUUCCAGACAGCAGACGCGGCUGAUAAUAGAAAGCCCCUGAGUUUCUGCUGCUAAGAAAUGGAAUGGGAAAUCCACCACUGAUGAUGCUCCUGCCGUCAAUCAUGAAUUCCACAGUGUUGCAGCCAGGUCAUGUUGGGCACAUUGAUAUGUAGCACUUCUUUAGAGGUCUCCUCCGUAUGCCACAUCCAGAUGUCAUUCUCAGAAUGUGGCAAAGAGCUCAGAUGAGCCACUGUUAGAUAUUCAACAUAGGUGGGUAAAGCACAUAUAUAAGGUAAAGCACUCAGUCCAUAAUGAAUCGAUCUAGCUAUUGACCAUGACUAUGAUAAACUUUGGAGGAUGUAGUAUCUUGUCUAGAUUGUUGGUACCGGACCUCACAAGUACGUUUUAGAAUUUAAUUGUAACUUAGAAUAACAUUACCAGAAUGCACCUGGCGUAUAUUACCCGGAGGAUUUUCCGAGCACGGUUAUAUGGCAUACAUUUGAAAGGAUAGCAUAAAGCAAACCCUGUAUUGAGUCGAUACUGCCAUCUAUUGGGAAACAUAAUACUUAACAGAAAUAUACCAGGUUACUAAAUGAUUGUAUAGCCCCCUCUACUGGUUUCAAUUGGCUUCAAAAUGAACAGCCAGUCAAGCAGAAACAGUUUCCUAUUUGCAUUCAGUAUGGGACUGAGCCUGCACACAUGGAAUGUGAUGCCGUGAUCUUUUAGCCUGUUGUGGCAUUUGCCAAAGAAGGUCCACAUUGUUCACAGCACUGUGUUCACACCACUGCCUGGUGGUGAUCAUGUGAUGAACUCCUCUUUGAAGUCAGUAUAGUUGAAAGUAUAGUUGAAGCAGGAGAAUGUAAGGCUAUCUGUCCGCCAAUUGAAGCUCAACAGAAGUAGGGUGAUGCAACAGGACAACCACCCAAAACACAGAAGCAAAUCAACAACAGAAUGGCUUCAACAGAAGAAAAUAUGCCUUCUGGAGUGGCAAUGUCAGAGCCCUGACCUCAACCUGAUUGAGAUGCUGUGGCAUGACCUCAAGAGAGCAGUUCACACCAGACAUCCCAAGAAUAUUGCUGAACAGAAACAGCUUUGUAAAGAGGAAUGGUUCAAAAUUCCUCCUGACCUUUCUGCAGGUCUGAUCUGCCACAACAGAAAACGUUUGGUUGAGGUUGUUGCUGCCAAAGGAGGGUCAACCAGUUAUUAAAUCCAAGGGUUCACAUACUUUUCCCACCCUGCAUUGUGAAUGUUUACAUGGUGUGUUCAAUAAAGACAUGCACAUUUUAUAA